Messenger RNA from Colius striatus (speckled mousebird), 4073 nucleotides. It is a transcript of the gene SLC25A38, whose product is annotated as solute carrier family 25 member 38. Gene Ontology annotation, molecular function: glycine transmembrane transporter activity. The record is from RefSeq and is a predicted model, not a curated record. The transcript has 7 exons. Gene Ontology annotation, biological process: glycine import into mitochondrion. Lineage: Eukaryota; Metazoa; Chordata; Aves; Coliiformes; Coliidae. Gene Ontology annotation, cellular component: mitochondrion; mitochondrial inner membrane. Bases 88 to 1002 code for a protein of 304 amino acids.
GCAGCUGGCUCUGCAGAUGCCGUGGAGAUGGCACAGAGCUGACGCAGGUCAAAACCAGAAGCGUCUCGUUUCGGCACAUCACAUUCAAUGCUCUGGAAACACAGCCUUUCUCUGCUCCAGGCCCAGGAUGUGGAAGGCCAAAUGGAAACACUGGUGAUGCAUCCCGUCCUAAAGGCCUUUGUGUGUGGCUCCAUCAGUGGGACUUGCUCCACGCUCCUCUUCCAACCCCUUGACCUGCUGAAAACCCGCCUGCAAACUCUGCAGCCUGCUGUGAAUGGGUCCGGUCGUGCUGGGAUGGUGACGCUGCUCUUUAGGGUUGUCCGUACAGAGAGUCUUCUGGGGCUCUGGAAAGGUGUCUCUCCUUCCUUUGCAAGAUGUAUUCCUGGGGUUGGGAUUUACUUCAGCACUUUGUACAUGAUGAAGCAAAAGCUUCUAGUGGAGCGUUCACCCACAGCCCUGGAGUCUGUGUUUCUGGGAGCCACUGCACGUGCGGUUUCUGGAGUGUGCAUGUUGCCAGUAACUGUAGUGAAGACCCGAUACGAGAGUGGAAGGUUUGGCUAUGGGAGUGUGUAUGGAGCUCUGAAGAACAUCUAUCAGACAGAAGGGGCUCGUGGCAUGUUCAGUGGGCUGACGGCGACGCUGCUGCGGGAUGCUCCCUUCUCUGGCAUCUACCUGAUGUUCUACACACAGACCAAAAAACUCUCACCUCAGGACCAGCUGGAUCCAGUGCUCAUGCCCUUGCUGAAUUUUGGCUGUGGGGUCUUUGCAGGAAUCUUGGCCUCACUGGCAACGCAGCCUGCUGACGUCAUCAAAACACACAUGCAGCUCUGCCCUCAAAAGUACCACAGGACCAGCCAGGCCAUUGCCUUCAUCUACAAGGAUUUUGGGUUGGUGGGCUUCUUCCGAGGCGGCGUGCCCCGUGCCCUCCGUCGGACUCUGAUGGCAGCGAUGGCAUGGACAGUGUAUGAACAGAUGAUGGAAAAAAUGGGCUUGAAAUCUUGACUGGCUUGCACAAGAAGUGACCAGCUUCACUCCUCCUCCUGCUUGCUGUGAUCAACUGGCACUAGGAAGUUCCCAGUUCCACAGAGGAAUAAGCCUUACUCAGCCAGAAAGAAGAAAGCGCUACUGAGACAGAGGAUGAGGCCUUUUGGCAAGUCAAAGACUGUGCUUGCAGACUGCCAUGGGAAAUGGCAGUGUUUGGCAAGUCAAAGACUGUGCUUGCAGACUGCCAUGGGAAAUGGCAGUGUUUCCACCGCCUGGUAACUGUGCUGAGAGAAAAGCCCCUUUUAGAAACAGCUCUCUGCUCAUGACCUUUAUGCAAUGAGACGUUGCUGAGCAAAGGUGUUCUGAGGAGAAAACAGCGAUUGCAGAACGUGCCAGCCUGUCCCUUGCUGGUCUGGCCAGUAGGGUCACAAUGACCCACCAUCUGAUGGAGAUCCUCCUGCCUCAGAUGCUUUGUUCUCACAGGGGAACGUUGCAGACCACGGUGGGAGACUGGAUGUGUCUCCUAAUGCAGGAGUGGGUGGAAGAGAAAUGAAGUGCUGACGGAAUCUGUUGUCACUUUUGUACUAUGCAGGAUAGCAGAGAAGGUAACUGGAACCUCCGUGCUUUGUCAUGUGUUAGUAUGUGUUGAGCAUCUUAACACUCUUGGAAUGUGCUUCUGCCUCUACAGCAGUGUUUGCACAGGAAUUAAGAAGCAUAAGGCACUUUAGAGUUGAUUGCUACCAAAGUUCUACUCGUUCUCUGAGAAAUAUUUUUCCUGCUAGUCUGAGUAUCAGGAACACACAAGUGGCUUUGGUUGUUUUUUAAUCCAGUUGCACUAGAGACUUACUUGCUUCUGAUUAUUCAUUUGCUGGUCCUUGAUCAACGCCCCCAGUGAGAGCUGGUCCUUAGAGGUAGCUUUUAGGGUCAUAGCUCAUGAUGAAUGAAUGUGUAACGGAAGCAGGAUAUAGAUACGCUUGAGAUUGCCCUUAAAAGCUGCUGCUGAUUGCAUGUGGAGUAUCUUGGGGUUUAGAAAGAAAAGGUUACUGUCUUCUACAAGCUUUUCUCUCCAAACUUUCAGACCUGUGAGUGUUUGGUAGGGAACUUCCGUUCUCUGUGAGCUCCACAUAGACCCUUCAGAGUUUCCUGGAUGAUCAGUUUCUAUUAGUGGCUAGUCCAUAUUUCAGUAUUCCUCACUUUAGGCUUAGAGGUAAAUGUCUGCUGUGCCUUCUUCCUCAUUGCUCCUUUGUUAUACAGACCUCACAGUGUGUGCUGUCCCAACUCGGGUACAGCCCGCUCCCCUCUUCACUUGUACCUCUGUGCUGUCUGUCUGGCUUGGGAUCCUUACUGCUCUGUUGGCAUUGCCGCAAAGCUGGGCAUGCAAGUGUGCUGCAUCUUCUCAGGUGUGCCUUGCAGGAAACUGGUGUGGGGAAACUGGUGCUAUGUGGUGCUGGAGUCACCAGGAAUGGUGGUGGAGGGUCUCACGUGCACAUGUCUACAUGUUAAUGAUAGAGCACUUCAUCAAAUCAUUCCAUGUUGGGACUGAUGAACUGUCAGAUUGCCUCUGCUUCUUCUGUGUGCCCAGGCAUGUGGGCACAUAGUUUUCCAAAUCCUAAAUAAUCCUAAAUCCCAAUUGUUCCUUUCUUUUGCUGUCCCUCCUACCCUUAGUGACCUGAACUCGUGAGACUGCAUGAAACAGUGGUAACUGCACAUCCUCCUUUGUUUCCUUAUCCUGACUACUACUGCCACAGAGAGCUGGGGAACCCAAGUCUAGGAUUGUUGGCCUGGCAGAGAAAGGUGCCAGUUACACAAGUUACCUCAUUUAUUUUUUAUUCCCCAGUGUGUGGGAUCAACAUGUUGUACUGGAAGCCUGAGUGUAUGUGUUGGUGUGUGAGCUGGAUCUGGCGAUCAUCCUGGACUGUGGCAGCAAAGGGCUGCUUAUGGUGUUCUGUGAAGUGCUUCAUGACUGAAUUCACGAUCUAGCAAUGGCAAAGUGAUGUGCAUUUAAAAAUGAGGCAGGUGAGCAAAGAUCGCCAGGUGGUUAAGACUUGAAUUAAGUAACAUCCUCAUUGGAAGCCUGAAGUGCAGGAACACUUCCGUGGCUUUUAUGCCCUAUACUUCUGCCUGGUCAAGUAACAAAGGAAGAACUAGAGAGUUUAUAGCAUUGUGCUGGUGUUUUGAAGCCUACUGAGAUUUUCUUUAUGAAGUUUUAUUAUUUAUUGUCUUAAUCUGGAUUCAGUGUUAGCUUUUCCUCCGGGAGUGUUCUUCCUUUCCCCUUACUUUGUGGACAGUGAUGAGGCUCUUUGUUACUGUGGUAGAGUGAGAAAGUGUAUGGUUUUGGCUUGUGAAUUAGCCAUUGUGAAUGGCUCCUUUGAGUUGAAGAGAUAGAGAAUCUAAGCUACACUGUGUAUCAACCCUUGGUGCUACAAAUCCCUGCAGAUGAGCUGGGGAGACUGAGGUUUUGCAAUGCAAGUUUGUGGUUUGAUAUUCUUUCUUUGCUGUUUGUUGAAGCUACUUCUUGAUAGCUGUAGCAAGUCAAAAACCACAAGUCUUAGAUGUAUUGCCCUUGAGGUUGAACACUUCUAAUUAACAAGUGGGCACUGUACUACCUAAAUGCUGAGUAAAUCCAUUAGAAUACCCCUCAUAAGAGGUGCUCAGUCACCUCCCUGCAUCAUGCCAGUGAUUCAGCACUCACAGUCCCAUGGGGUAAUCAUUUCCAAAGCCAUCUUAGCUCAGAUUCCAAAGAAGGUGGUGUCACCUGUUCUGUAUGCAGCAGGAUGGCAGUUGGGUCCCUCAGAACCCCACUGUCUGGGAACACACUGCUAGUGAAGGGGCAUGGUGUCUGCUUCCCCUGCAGCUGUGCUGUAAGAACCCAGCUGGGUAACAUCUGGAGCUGUAAGGACACGAGAGAAAUAGUCUGGUUAUUUAUUCUUCAGAAACUUCACCUUUCCAUUCUUCCUGUGCCAAUGGUGUUUGGUUUGCACUGUUCAAACAGACCUGAAGCUUUGGAACAUUGCAUAGGUUUGAGUAUUGUGUUCCUGUGUCUGUAAAACAUUCACAUCAGAAAGUGUAUUAAAUGUUUCUGCUAAAAA